GUUGAUAAAUUACCACAAACGGGAGUUAAACAUUAUUCUCUUGAAGAGUGAUCAAGAAUAAACUAUGGUUAUUUAGUAUUUGAAGCAUUUCUUUUUUGUGUUGUGCAAGUAUUAGUGUACACCUGUGUAAAUGUAGUGUAAAAAGAAAUACAGAAAAAAUAAUAAAAAAAACAUUUGUGUGUAAACAAAAUAUAACCGCUAAAGAGAAAAAACAAUAACAAUAAAAAAGCAACAACAACAAGAAACAAAACAGCAGCAACGGCAACAUUUUAUAUAAUUGAAGAGUCACGCUAGAAAUUUGACAUGAAAAUGAUUGGUAGCGAUUAUGUCUUGGAGGCUCAUAACAUCUAUCAUACCACAGAGGUUGAUGGUGGUGGUUGUUUCAAUGGAGCUGGUAGUUCGGCUUUAGUGUUAAAAGGUGUAAAUCUCACUGUGCACAGUGGUGAGGUAAUGGCCAUAUUGGGUUCUAAAGGCAGUGGAAAACGUGCCUUACUUGAUGUCAUAUCACGUCGUGCUGAAGGCUCUACCAGAGGUCAAGUUCUCUUAAAUGGUUCCCCUUUGACCAAAGCUUUAUUUCAGCAACGUUGCGGUUAUGUUACACAAUCUUGUACUUUUAUUCCUGGUCUUACAGUUGCUCAAACUUUACAUUACACACCCACCAUACUUUCAGGUUAUUUGAAAAGCUCAAAAGUACGCCAAGUCUUGGCCGAUUUGGCUCUAUCGCAAGUUGCUCACAAACGUGUAGAAUAUUUGAAUAUAAGUGAGGCCAGACGUUUGGCAAUUGGAAUACAAUUGGUGAGAGAUCCAGUGAUGCUACUUCUCGACGAACCCACUCAGGGUUUGGAUCCUUUAAGCGCCUAUUUGCUCAUAUCUAUACUAUCGAAUACUGCUAAGAAAACUGGCUGCGGUAUUUUGCUCUCGCUAGAGAAACCACGUUCCGAUGUUUUUCCUUUUUUGGAUCGUGCAUUAUUCCUAUGCUUAGGUGGUGUUGUCUACUCUGGUGGCACUCGUGCCAUGCUGGAAUAUUUUCAUGGCAUUGGUUUUCCCUGUCCUCAAUUGGAGAAUCCUUUAAUGUACUAUUUGUGUCUAUCGACAGUAGAUAGACGUAGUAGAGAUCGAUUUUUAGAAUCAAGUCAACAAAUUGAGGCUUUGGUGGAAAGAUUCUCUAGAGAAACGUCGAUGUCGGAUGGUCCCUUGAAUAAUAUGGGCAGUGGUAAGGUGCCCUUGGCCUAUGGUAAGCCAGGAGAGAUCAAAGUAUGGAUUAUGUUGUAUUUAAAACUUUUGGCUUCUACAUUUUCUUGUGGCAUGGCUGGCAUGAAAUCUUUGUGUUUGCGUUUGUUUAUUUUACCCAUAGCCAUGGCUUCCAUGUGGUUGUUUUAUACCACAGUAGGAGAUGAUGCUCAUGGUUUCUUUAGCAAAAAUGGCAUGAUUUUAAAUAUAAUUGGUUUGUCCUAUGGUUGUGGUAUUUUGUCCACGAUAUCUUUGUUUCCCAUAUGGCGCAAACGAUUUUCCCAAGAUACGCCAGAGGGUUUAUAUUCCGGAGCCACGUUAUUAAUUGCCUAUAACUCGGUUUCCAUACCAUUUUCCUUAAUUUCCGCUGUUAUGGCUAGUUGUGUUAUUUACCCUCUCUUAUUGGAUCCUAAAUUCCCCAAUGGCACCAUUUUUGCUUACCUGUUGGUGGCUUUGUGGUCCAGCUAUGUUUUGGCCGAACAAUUGAGUAUUUCAUUUUUGCUAUUGGUCAAAGUUCCCUUCAAUGCAGCUAUUGCUGUGUCUUAUAUUUUGGUUAUAUCGAUUGCUUUGGCCAGUGGCACAGUGCGCUCCUUCAAAGGUCUACAACCGUGGCUGCAAGACAACACUAAGGGUACCCAUACUCGCUAUGCUUCAUCGCUAUUGCACAGCAUUGCUUUCCAAACACGUACAAUGAAUUGUACACCCACGGCAUCGGUGAUAUGCCCUAAACCCGCUGAUUUCCUGCAUGAACGUUUGGGUUUGGCCGAUCCAGAUGAAACCAUUGAUGUAGUGGCCUCCUGUGCAUUUGCUGUGGGCUUGGCAGCAUUUAAUAUGCUGCUGUACAUGUUUCCCAUGCCCAGAUGUGUGCGGCAAAAGUUUAAAGACUGAGUUUGAAAAUGCAAUUUAAAAAGAAAUUGACUUAUUUUAUUUGUGUAAGAUAAAAAUAAUGGAUUUUAUAAAUAAAACUGAAAUUAUUUUAGAAUUAAA
Calliphora vicina (urban bluebottle blowfly) is the source of this 2217-nucleotide messenger RNA. RefSeq names its product ATP-binding cassette sub-family G member 5. The record is from RefSeq and is a predicted model, not a curated record. Gene Ontology annotation, cellular component: ATP-binding cassette (ABC) transporter complex; plasma membrane. Lineage: Eukaryota; Metazoa; Arthropoda; Insecta; Diptera; Calliphoridae. The coding region runs from base 304 to 2118 and encodes 604 amino acids. The transcript is spliced from 11 exons. Gene Ontology annotation, biological process: transmembrane transport. Gene Ontology annotation, molecular function: ATPase-coupled transmembrane transporter activity; ATP binding; ATP hydrolysis activity.